Molecule: messenger RNA, 7096 nt
Organism: Coffea arabica (coffee)
Lineage: Eukaryota; Viridiplantae; Streptophyta; Magnoliopsida; Gentianales; Rubiaceae
Source: RefSeq, a predicted model, not a curated record
AUGGGGGAUUUGUACGAGGAGUUGAACAGUAAAGUGGCGAAAAGGCAGAAAGCUGUCUUGUUGUUGUUGGCUUCUAUAGUUAGGCGUGGGCCGGGUUUGGCGUGGGAGGUGGCAAAGGGUUUUGAUUUUAAAACUGGGAAUUUCUCCAAGCUUGCUGAGUGGAAGGCGAGGGGGAAUGAGGGGAUGAGGAGGUAUUUGACGAGGAAGGAAUUUGUUGGUUUUGCUAUGUCAUUUUUGGAAGUGGGGAAUCCGCGGCUGUUGAGAGGGAUUUUGCAGCAGAAGGAUAUGUAUUCAGGGGUGCUUCGUGGGUUGGGAAAUGAUGAUGAGGAGAUUGUGGUUUAUGUUCUUCUGACGUUGCGGAAUAGAGUACUUGUCCCGGAGUCGUUGGUGCCUCCGGGCCUAAGAAGCGUGUUGUUUGGGAGUGCUACUCUGGAGCAAUUGAUAAGCAUUUCAGGGAGGCAGGAUGGUGGGCUUGCUGCUGAGGUGGCGCAUAGUGUGCUAGUAAUGGUGUGUACGGAUCCUUCUAACGGGUUGAUGCCAGAUUUAGAGAGGCAGCCUAAUCCUUUGAAGGGAAAUGUGAAGCGAUUAGUGGAUCUUAUGAAGAAGCUCAAACCCACAGAGGUUGAGUACCACAAAGACCUGCUUUUGGCCAUUGUAAAAGGGAGGCCGGCCUUUGGGUCAGCAUACUUGGAGAACUUCCCUCAUAAUCUUGAAGACCUGGCAUCACCUAACUGGUUUUCUGCUAUUUCUCUGGCUGCAGAUGUCAUGUCCUCAGUUGGUGAUGGAUUUACAUGUGCCUAUGUUAACUCUCAGUCUCAGGAGCCCCCAUCCAUUGACAAUCUGAUAGUCCAAGACAUUAUGAAGUGCAUAGGGCCACGCCCAUUCACCCGAUUGGUAAUGAAUAAAGGGUUGCUUCACUCUGAUCCUCUUGUGAAACAUGUAACUCUGAGGCUUGUAUCGGAGGAACUAAAGCUUCUCGACUUUUUAAUUGGCUCUGUAAAUGAUCUGUCCAGUUCCAGUGAUCAAGUGAUGCAUAAGUGGGCAUCUUUCAAGCGAGAUGUUCAGAAUGUAGUCCAGAUUUUACUUCCUGAUCCCCAGGUGCUAUUAUCACUACUUUCUUCACUCAGUGGCUACUGCAAGAGUCCUGCAUCAAGAAUGAAGAGGGCUGCAGAUGUAGAUGUUACAGUCGAGCAUAAUUUGCACAAGAAGAAGAAGUUGAAGAUGAAUAGCGUGGAUGAGGACAUGGAUAUUCUCGUCAGUGGGGUUAGUUCAACCACUGAAGGGGCUUUGACUGAGAAUGAUGGAGUGUCAGAAGAGGAUGUUGAGGAUCAGCUGAAUAGUGGAGUUGACCUCCUGAAACCUGUUCUAGAAAUUUGGGGUUUGCAGGGAUGCUCCAGUGUAGAUAUCAGAACUGAAGAUGGGGACACAUACUUUUACUCAAAGUUGCUUGAUGUUCUCAGAAUUUAUCAUCGGACUCUGCCUACUGCUGUGGAAGGAUCAUUUGACUUCUUUAAAGUUCUCCCAAGCAAUCCUUUAGCACUACCUACAAUUUUGCAGCAGUCUAUGCUGUCACUGCUUGUAGAACAAGUUGUUGGGUCCAACAAGUCUCAGAUUUCCAUCAGAACCCAACCAUUGAUGUACAAGUAUCUUCAUUCAUUUAUCAAUUUGUUUAUGUAUUCACCAAUAAGAGACAUAAAAGAUCAGGCUUACUCUUUAGCACAAGCAGCCAUGUUGAGUACAGGUGCAUUUGACAGAAAUCCAAGGGAAAUUUCUGCUUGGUUUCUAUUUAUACCUGGCUAUACCAGUGUGGUUAUUGAUGGUCAAAAACAUGGGAUUGAAGUAUUCCAAAAGUUGUCUUCAGUUGUCAUCUCUUUUCUUUGCGAUGCAGUUUCUACUACUGGGAACAACUUGUUCAAAUAUUUGGAUCUCUUAAGGGGCUAUAUCCGUGAUUUAGAGUUUCUACAGGUUUGGGUUUUGUUGGUGGAUUUACAUGGUGAAAGGUUUACUAGUGGUUCUAUAUGGAAAACACAGACCCUCUCUGUUUAUUUAAGGCUGCUGUUGACUGACUCAGCUAUUUUAGCUCCCUUUCAUAGUUUGUGUACUGGAGAGAAGUGCUUGAGGUUACUUAGCUCUGAAACUGGUUCUUUUACAUUGCCCGAGAAGUCAAUGAUAUCAUUGUAUGUUUCUACCACAUUAAAGUAUCUCCUGGAAACUCAGGUUGAAGGUGGACUUUUGUGUUCCCUGACGCAGCUUUUGAUAUCAGAGAGACUUAAAGGUUGUUGCGAUAUGAUUGGAUUCUGCCCUUGUGAAUGGAUGCCGAUGAAUAGUUUGUUAUAUUUUGCAAGGAAUGUGCAGCAACAAAUUUAUAGCAGUUUUAUGUCUGAAGAGAAAGCUACUGGUCUUGGUGGUUCAUUUUCUGAGACACUUUCUGAAGUUAAUAGGAUUUUAAGGACUAAGGAUCAUUGUGGGUUGCUUGGAGUUACUAUGGGGUUUUCUUUUUCAAUGAUAUGCACCACAGCUGAUCAGAUAUUGCAGAAUUUCCCAUCGACCAUCUCUACUUCUACUAAAUUGCUUGGGGUUCCUUUCUCAAUUUUGUUGUUGAGAUUCUUUCUCGAACCAAGUCAUUUUGCUGAAGUUUUCAAGUUAUGGCCUAAAAUAUGCUUUGCUGGAGUUGACAAAGUUAUAAGUGGAGUUCAUGAUGGAGAAGGGCAGACAAUAGCUAAUGAGCUUGAUGAUUCACCAGAUUCUGCUUCUAUUGCAUUCUCUUUUUUAGUAAAGAAUGCUCCUUUUCAUGUGCUCUUUCCAGCUAUUUUUUUCACUGAUGGAUUGCAUUUGCUUGGUCACUCAAAAGUGCAGAAUUUGCUUCUGGAUAAAUUCACUGAGAGUACACCUGACUUCUCUGUCUCUUCUCUCUGCCGUCUUCUCUUUUGCUUGCUUCAAGCGCGAUUGGCCUAUAGAAUCAAACCAUCUGAUGAACUUGAAAAACUUUGUGAAUCAUCUUGUUUUCUUGCAAAGCACAUAGUAAAACAAUCAUUUGUUGAAAAAUUUGGUCCUGAUUGCUCCCCGCGUGUUUUGCCUCCUUUAUCAUCUGGUCAUAUUCGAGAAGUGGCUGAAAUAAUUCUUGGCCACCCUUUACUCACUGCAUUGCUGGAAUGGCCUUUGCAUACCGAUAAUGAUGUUGGUGACAUGAUUUUUAUGAAACCUCCAGAAACCUUUCUUCAGUAUGCUGAACGGGGUGUUCGUAAAAUAGAUCAUCAUAUUUUGCAGUUGUUAAGAAGAACCACAUCUGAGCUUUUGGUUCAUGUAUUUAGUAAAUGUAGAUCACCAUCUGUGGUUGAUCAUUCUACUGAACGGAUUGCAAAGGCUUUCAAGGCUCUGGUGCAGAAGCUAUUUUUGACAUUUAAGGCGAGGUUCACAGAUUCCAGAAAGACAGAUGAUUUGAUGCCUCUAAUUCCUACAUUGUAUGCUUUGCAUAGUCUGAGUGAAUUCAUAUGUCCCUUUGAGUUGCUCAAUUUGGUGCACUGGUUGUUCUCCAGAAUUGAUCUAAAUGAUACUGCAGUUUCCAUUUCUUGUCAAAGAUGUGGUUUGUCUGUUGGAUUACAAAUUGCUUCAUGGGCUUUUGAUUCUCUUUCUUUAUAUAUGUUAGAGCCACAUGCAAAGAGGACAUUAUUCAAUUUCUUUAUGGGUACUGGAAACAGAAGUUUUGAAAUUACCCUUUUUGAGAGAAUUUUUAACAGCAUAUUUGAGAUUGCCACUCACACUCAACUAGAAGUUGCUGAUAUAUGUUUAUUCAAAGCUGUUAAGAUCAUCAAAAUGCAUAAAUGUAUGGAGAAGACCAGCUUACCUUUUGUUAUGGCUACUUCAAGACUUCUACCCAGUGUUCCUGUGAACUUUAUUUCUUAUUGCUUGGACAAGACAACCAAGACUAAGUGUGACUUCUUGUUUCUUCUGUCUGAGAUGAGCUCCCUGCAUCUUUGUGUAUUUGGACAUUUGGUUUCUGGUAAAAUUAGUAAUAAUCAAGCUCUUAAGGUCAACAAGGAAGAAAACUGCAAUCGGCCUCAGUACUCUGAAGAGUUCUUGAUGCUUCUGCCAACUGUUCUGUUAUACUUGAGGUCAAAUUUUCUGAAAUUUGGGGGCCAAUUUGGCAAGCAUGUUGAAAACACUUCUUCUUUCUUUUGGAAGAUCCUUUUGCGUGGUUUCUCUAACUGGAAGAGUUUUGUUUCGGAAGAGAUAUUUGAGAUAAAACUUGUUGAGUGCUCAUCUUUAUGCAUGGAAGAUUUUUCUAACCUUUUCUCUUCCAGUCUUCUUGGAAAAGCAGUACUGCUGAUGCGUCAUUACCUUGCUGUGAGUGGACACUUGGUGAAAAUGAAAAGGCUAUUGAGUACAUUUGAUUCUGUUUGCCCACAUGCGAGUGCACAGAAUGAUCUUCUGGACUGCGAUGCUAGAGAAAUUGGUGUUUGUUCUCUUGAGUUGUCUUUGAACUUUGUGAACAAAAUUAUUGCAAAGAUAUGCCUCUGUUGGAUGUUGUUAUUUCCAGAGCAUAAUAAUCUUCAAUCUGUAGUGAAAGAUGGAAAGAAAAAAGGAAUUGAAUCAGAAGUUAGCAUUUUGAGAAUCCGAUUUUUAAGUAUGCUGGUCCAUUCAUGGCAACGUCUUGUGGAGAAUUUUCAUACAUGCAGGCAAGGAGAGAACAUAAGGUCGUCAUUGUUUAGAUUCUUGGAGAUCUUCAUUGCUAAGAAUAUAGUAGCAUUGGUAAGAGAAAUGCAUGAUUGCCUGGUUGAAUUGCAUUCGCUUCCUUUCUUAGACCAACUUGCCAAAUAUUCUCUUCUUCAUAGGUUUGAUGACCCUACCACAAUUAGGAUGCUUAGAAUUGUUCUUAUUUCACUAUCUGAGGGAAAGUUCUUGUGCAUUUCAAUUCUCCAGCUGUUACUUGCUCACUCUCAAUUUGCUCCAACCAUUCUAUUUGCCCAUUCAUCAACUGUUUGUACUCAAUUUGGUAUGAGUUUUGCUCCGGCACCCAGCAUUAUGAGGUUAUUUACUGUUCUUCAUACUGAAGAAAACACGGUUGAUGGAAAAAAGGAUGCUCAUGAAACUGGGCCUCACAUGAAGAAGUUGGAACUGAUUAAGUUGCUCAGAGUACUAAUACAUAUCUUGGGUCAGCAACAUUAUCUUGAUUCUGAAACAUCCAAUGGCUUAAAUUUGAAGGAAUUGGUUUUGGUGCUUUUGUCUUCUUAUGGAGCAACCAUGGAUGAGAUUGAUUUGGAAAUGUAUAGCCUCAUGAAUGAAAUUGAGGCUAUUGAUAAAUCAGUCUCUGAAGGUAUUGCUGAAAUGGAUUUUCUAUGGGGCUCUGCUUCUCUGAAGGUGAGACAAGAAAGGGAACAAAAGCAAAGUGUAUCUUCUUUGAGUAACUCAUAUGAUAAUGAAGUAGUUGGAGAGAGACGAAGGAUUCAAUUUAGAGAAAAUCUUCCCAUUGACACCAAAUUAUGUGCAAUGACAGUCCUUUGUUUUCCUCAUGAUAGAUUUGCUGAUGGGAGCUUGAGCAAGCUCCAAACAAAUGAUUCUGAUGAGGGCUACAAUGCAAAUUCUAAGAAGGUGCAACUUUAUGAUCCAGUUUUCAUCUUGCGUUUUUCAAUUCACAGUCUUGCAAUGGAGUAUAUUGAGCCCCUGGAGUUUGCUAGUUUGGGUUUGCUUGCAAUUACAUUUAUCAGUUUGUCUUCUCCUGAUGCUGAUACAAGGAAAUUGGGCUAUGAGGCUGUUGUGAGAUUUAAGAGUGCUGUGGAGAAAUGUCGCAAGAGGAAGGAUGUGAUGCGACUCCGGCUCUUAGUAUCAUACUUGCAAAAUGGUAUAGAAGAAGAGUGUCAGAGGAUUCCUUCCAUAACUGCUGUAUUCAUUGCGGAAGCUUCUUUUGUUCUGUUAGAUUCUUCCCAUGAUCAUUAUUCAGCUAUAAGUAAAUGCCUGAUGCGGUCAUCAGGUGCUAAUAUGAAGGGUGUACCAUUAUUCCAAGAAUUCUUCUGGAGUAGCUCUGUUACUUUUAAGUCAGAAAGGUUGUGGAUGCUUCGGCUUUUAAACACAUCUCUGACUAUGGAUGAUGAUGCUCAAAUACUUGUCAGAAAUUCCAUUUUUGAGAUCCUUUUAAAUUUUUAUGCCUCUCCUCUUUCCGAUGACGAGUCAAAGGAACUGAUCGUUGAGAUGGUGAAAAAGUCCGUCAAAAUAAAUAAGCUUGCAUGGCAUUUGGUUGUACGCUGUGGCAUAAUUUCUUGGCUGUCUUCUCAUGUUGCAUCUUUUUACGGGAUUCUACUCAGGGACCAGAGAAGUUUUUCAUUUGCUAAGUUAGCUAUGGUUCUGGAGGUAGCCAAUGAUGUUAUUAUGUCUAGAAAUACUAGUGAGUGGUUGCAAAAAUAUGCCCUAGAGCAGCUUUCUGAACUUGCAGCUCAUCUGUACAGAAUCUUAGUUGGUUGUUCUAAACAUAUACAAGAGAAAACCAGAAUCAUUGAUUUGAUUCUAGAACUAUUGAUGUCAACCCUGAAGAUCUCACAGAAAAGAAAAAUAUAUCAGCCGCAUUUUACAAUAUCUUUUGAAGGUUUAUACCAUUUGUACGAAGCUGUUGAUGUCUGUUGCAGUGGGACCUUCAGUUCUACUGCUGAGAUUGGACUGAAAGCUGUCCUUAUGAGUACUCCUCCAGUUUCUAUACUUCACAUGGAUAAAAAUAAGCUUUUGAAGUUUGUUAGCUGGGCAAUAUCAACUGCUGUGCAGUCAAACUUGAUGGAGGUGCCUGAAUCUGAAGCAAUGUAUAGCAAUGCCUUGAGAUUUUCAGAACAAUCUGAAGAGGAUCUUGUAUCAAAGCUUUUAAGAUGGCUGACUGCCUCAGUGAUUCUUGGAAGGCUUUCAUGGAAAUUGAGUGAUUUGAAUUCCACUAGUUCUUCUGAAUAUUAAAGCUUGAUAAUCUGCAUUGUAUCAUGGACUAUUGUGUGAAGGAAUGUGGAGAAAACCAGGAGAAUUUUGGCAGCAAAGAUACUAGCUGUAUCAAUUUUUACCUACAGCAGCUUGCAGGCAUAAAGUGGAAUUUUCUUCCAUCAGUUGUUGCUGCACUUUCUCUCCU